Messenger RNA from Folsomia candida, 1626 nucleotides. It is a transcript of the gene Nup44A, whose product is annotated as nucleoporin SEH1. NCBI's taxonomy places the organism in Eukaryota, Metazoa, Arthropoda, Collembola, Entomobryomorpha, Isotomidae. Gene Ontology annotation, biological process: positive regulation of TORC1 signaling; cellular response to amino acid starvation. The record is from RefSeq and is a predicted model, not a curated record. Gene Ontology annotation, molecular function: protein binding; structural molecule activity. The coding region runs from base 265 to 1401 and encodes 378 amino acids. The transcript has 7 exons. Gene Ontology annotation, cellular component: nuclear pore outer ring; Seh1-associated complex.
AAAUAGUUCAGGUAUAAAUAGGUGUCAGUGAAACACUACCGCAACAAAACAUGAACAUUGUAAAAGAUUUAAAUUGUUCUCGAAAAAUGUAAGUACACUGCAGUGAGAUGAUCGCACUUAACCCGACUCACCGAAUUGGUGGUGGGAAUGAAAUGAGAUUUUGUCCAGGAAAGAACGAGCCGUGAGUAGAAAGGUCUGACAACUGAGGACUAUUAAUUACAUGCCGGUGUAUUUUGAUAAGGUAAAUACCUACAAUAAUCCACAAUGUUUGUGGCAAGACACAUAAAGACUGAGCACAAGGAUUUGAUCCAUGAUGUCGCCUACGACUUUUACGGCACCCGAAUGGCUACUUGUUCCAGCGACCAGACAGUUCGAAUAUGGGAGGUGGACCACGCUACGGGCAACUGGUCAUGCACAGCCUGUUGGAAAGCACAUAGUGGUUCCGUGUGGAAAGUAACUUGGGCGAACCCGGAGUUUGGUCAGGUUUUGGCCACCUGCAGUUUCGAUAGAACGGCUGCCGUAUGGGAGGAAGUUGUUGGGGAGGGGAAUAUUGGUGACAAAGUUUCAGCCACUCAUUGGGUGAAACGAACGACCCUGGUGGAUUCUCGUACGAGUGUGACGGACGUCAAAUUUGCCCCAAAAUAUUUGGGAUUGGUACUUGCGGCAUGUAGUGCAGAUGGGUUUGUCCGAAUUUAUGAAGCACCCGAUGUAAUGAACCUUACCCAGUGGUCUCUGCAGUACGAGGUUUCGGCAAAAUUCUCAUGUUCCUGUAUCGCAUGGAAUCCUACAUAUCCACGACAUUUUGCACCAAUAAUUGCAGUUGGGAGUGAUGACACUUCGCCCGACACACCUAAAGUACUGGUUUACGAAUUUAAUGAGAAUUUACGAAGAUGGAAUAAGAUUGACAGCUUGCAAGAUGUGACGGAGCCUGUGAACGAUUUGAGCUUUGCGCCCAAUUUAGGAAGAUCUUAUCAUUUGUUGGGAAUUGCCGGGAAAGAUUUAAAAGUCGUUUCUUUAGAGCCUCAAGGGAUGGAGGAGGAUAGCCAAGGAGCGACGCGCUAUAUUGUUCGAACAGUGGCCAAGUGUUCCGAGCAUAAUUCAACUGUUUGGCGUGUAGCCUGGAACAUUACGGGGACAAUUUUAGCCUCAUCGGGCGAUGAUGGUGUUGUUCGAUUGUGGAAAGGAAACUAUAUUGGGAACUGGAAGCUAGUCUCCAUUUUGAGAGGGGACGGAACUCAAUUGGCAAUGACGGAAGCAGGUGCAUCUGCGAGCCCCUUUGGGAGUUCUCCGGUUGUAUCUUCAAUUGCCACCACGAGCAGCAGCACCGCUACCACUACCGCUUCGCGAUUCAUGAAAUUUGCAGCCGCUAGUGGCGUCAAACAAGAUGUCGUUUGGCAUUAAAUAAUUAAUCAAAUAGUUCACAAGGAACAGACAAUACAGGCACCGAAUAAUGAAAUAUGAUGAUGAAUCGUCGUCGUUUCUUAAAAAUGAGAUAAUUUAAUUUUCUAUGUUUUCUUUAUAAUACAAAAUUCAACACCAUUGUAUAUUCGAAUCUUUCACAGCUUGUAAAAUUAUUUUAUCAUAUUUAUUUCUAUUACACUUGAAUAAAACUGGUUACGUAUCAUA